AUGAAUUCGGGUGAGGGGGAGCAUCUCCUGACCCUCGAAGAAGUCGACAGGACUUCGAAGAACCGCUGGGUGGCCCUGGGGCUCUUCUGCGCGUUGAACUGCACCCAGUGCUAUGUGUGGAACACCUGGGGACCCAUCGCCGAGACCGUGAUGAGGGCUUUCCCGUCCUGGCACAAGAGCUCCGUCGCACUUCUGUCGGACUGGGGGUGCAUCACGUAUUUGACUUGUUGUCUGCCCAUUUGCUGGGUUUUGAAUACAUCGCUUUUAGCCGCCCCAAUAAAAAUAGCCGCAGUUCUAUCGACACUCGCGACCUUCAUCCGAUGCAUUUCCUCACAAGAAUCGAUCUUCACCACAACUGCGCACUUGGCGGCGAUUCUCAACGGUCUCUCUGGGGUGAUCAUCGGGCCUUCGACGGCGCUCAUUUCCGCCGUGUACUUUCCCACUGGGGAGAGAACCACCGCCACCGGAAUUUCCGCGGCAUUCAACCAAUUCGGAAUGGCACUUUCGUAUCUCCUGGGGCCUGCGGUCGUCAGUAAAACCGAAGAUUUUCAUUCUAAUUCGACGGUUGACGGUGCAACUCUCAGGGUGCAGAUCAUGUCUCUCAUGCGCAUUGAAUUCGUCACACAACUGCUUGUAUCAGUGGGAAUUCUCUGUUUCUUCCCAAACGAAGAAGACAGCUCAGCUGGUAAUGCAGAAUCACAAAAACUGGGAGUUUUCGAGUCGCUGGAGAGACUCGUCAGGCACAAAAGUAUGUGGUGCCUGUGUCUGGCUGCAGCACUCAGUCAAGGAGGCACUGGACCCUGGCUGGCUAUGAUCACUAUAGCCUUUGGGAAUAUCAUAUCUCAAAGCGAGGCGGACAAGUUGGCCUUUUGGACGGUAGUGGGCAGUAGCAUUCUCAGUCUGGUCAUCUCCCGAAUUAUGGACAUCUUCCAGGGCCACUUGAAGCUCGCGAUUUACACCCUCCUCAUGACCUCCUCAGCCAUGUUCCUGUGGGUGAUUCUCCUGGACUACAAGAUCCUCGUCUUCCAUAAGAACGAAUUGUACGCCGCGGUUAUACUCGGCAUCUCCCUGAGCUGGUCCUCUCCCGCGUUAUUCCUCGAGCUCGCCUCCGAGAUCGCGCACCCCGUUUCGGAGGCCAUCGUCGGAGGGUACAUGAUCUUUCUGUCGAAUAUCAUCGGGACUUUGUUCUAUCUUUCGUAUUUCGUGCCUGGAUUAGGUGACAAAUGGUCGAGUUGCAUUGUUCUCGGGAAUUUAACCUUAGCCACAGUGCUAGUUGCCUACGUAAAAGACGAAUAUAAUCGUUCAAAGUUCGAGUGA
This is a messenger RNA of Diachasma alloeum, 1317 nucleotides long. Its product is annotated as solute carrier family 49 member 4-like. The coding region runs from base 1 to 1317 and encodes 438 amino acids. The record is from RefSeq and is a predicted model, not a curated record. NCBI's taxonomy places the organism in Eukaryota, Metazoa, Arthropoda, Insecta, Hymenoptera, Braconidae. Gene Ontology annotation, cellular component: intracellular membrane-bounded organelle; membrane. Gene Ontology annotation, biological process: transmembrane transport. Gene Ontology annotation, molecular function: transmembrane transporter activity. The transcript is spliced from 7 exons.